This is a messenger RNA of Meloidogyne enterolobii, 954 nucleotides long. The record is from the annotation of a GenBank genome assembly. Lineage: Eukaryota; Metazoa; Nematoda; Chromadorea; Rhabditida; Meloidogynidae.
AUGGAAGAUCGGACAAUGAAAAUAAAUGGAAAAUGUGGAUUAGAUUUUCUUAGCUCCGAUAAUGGAAUCAGAAAACAGUUAAUUGAACAUCUUCCAGAAUUUAUGGAAUCCAAAUAUAUUCAAAUUGCGAUCGAAAAUUUUGGAUAUAUCCUUGCUAUAAAUUCUAAUUUUUGGCAAGAAUAUUUCCAAUUGAAUUUAAGUGAUGCUCUCACUGAUAAUGAUGAAAAGAAAAUUAUUUUGUUUAUGAAAAAAUAUAUUAAACCAGUUAUGGGUAAUUUUGAUAUGGGUGAUUGGCAAAGAUUAAAUAAUUGGUUGAAGGAAUAUAUAGAUGAAAUGUUACAAAAAUAUUUUAAUGGAGAUGGGGAAGGAAGCAUGUAUACAAAGAUAAAACAAUAUUUAUCUAAAAUAUCUCUCAAUCAUUCCUCUGAAUUAUUCGACAACCAAUUGUCAAUAAUUGCUGAAAGGUUACUUUUAACUGGAGCAUAUCUAUUUGGCAGUGAAUUAACUAAAGCUGAUCUUUCCCUGUUUUCUGUGCUAGUCCAAUAUUUCGAAGGUCCAUUGAAUAACAGAGAUAUAAAAAAAUAUUUUCUGAAAGAAUCCGAAAAAACGUUGGAAAAUCAAACUUAUGUUGGGAAAGGGAAGAAAAAAAUUUAUGAAGAAGAUUUGGAUGAAAUUAUUGAAGUUAAAGAAGAUUGGCACAAAGGAAGUACUUCAAAUAGUAAUUUAGUUGAUGCUUAUGUUGAUUGGAGAAUUGAAAUAAUUUAUGAAUUUAUUGAAAGAAUCAAAAGACAUUUGGGAUUUGCAAAUAAUCAAGAAUGGAAAAGUUUGCAAGUCGAACCGUGGAUUUUGAAUUAUGAAACUGAGAAACAUUUUUCUAAGAAAUAUGAUGGUAAAUUAUUUGUUUUUCUUAGGCACAGUGAAAUAUACCGAAUUUCUAUGAAAAUUACCCUAUAA